CUCCGGGCCCGCGGACGGCUCGCACGCGGGCCCUCCGGGGGCACCCUGCGACUUCUCACCGCCUUGUAUCAAAGCGAGCGUGGGCAGGGAAAUGGAUUCAGCCCAUCUUGGGUCCCUUGCCCCAGCCCUUGGGAAACCGCGAUUCGACGCCGUUUUCCCCUGGUGAUGAAUGUCCCGGUCUCCCUUUCAACAGUUUUAGAAGUGGAUGGUAUAAGUGGGAAUGGAGGCCCAGGAUAGUCUCAAAAUUAAAGAGUGCGGAGACUGGAAGGGAGAAUAAGUGUGAAAAGCUGACGGAAGAAGCAGUGUGUGGCAAAGAGAUGAGUUGACUAACGACUGGAGGAACAAUAUGAAGAGGGAAUCUUAAAAGGCGGAAUUAACUUUUUUUAAAUAUUGCCAAGACUAAAUUAUUUUACUAGAGGCAAAGAAAGCUGUGUUUCUCAGCUGAAUGAUGACAACAUUGCAGAAAAAAGAAGAAUGUGGGAAGGGAUCAAAGAAACCCUUUGCCCCACCUACACAAAAAUUGCAUAGCAUGAUACCGAAUGGCCCCAACUCACACAGAGACGAGACCCUGGGGAUCAGUUCUCCAGUGGCAGAAGCCAAGGCAAGCCCACCAAAAGCCAGGUUAGAGAAGGAGGAAAAGGCAACUACAGAGGAUGGUCCAGGGGUUGGUCAGGAGAAAAAAGGAAAGGCUCAAGACAAGCCAGCAGAGAAGAAGGAAAAGGGAAAAUCAAGUCUUACCAAUGCAGAAUUUGAAGAGAUUGUCCAGAUUGUGCUUCAGAAGUCCCUUCAGGAGUGCUUGGGUUCGGCUUGUGGGAUGGGAUCUGGUCUUAAUUUUGCAGAGACUACCUGUGUUCAGACCAAUUCCCAGUCAGACAAAGAACCAGGCAUUGCUUCUGCUACUGAUAAUGAUAACGCUGUUGGAGAGAGGAAAAUGAUACCUCAUACUCCAGAGACUUCAGCCUCUGUAGAAGAUGUCCCAGAGAUAAGAACAUCUAAAUCAGCCCAACUGGUUCCUGCACCUUCUGAGAAGAAAUUUAAUAGACUUUCCUUAAGCAAAAGAAAGAGGGAAGCUCAAGAUGAAAAAAUGGACAAAGUUCAAGGUGGACAUGAGUGCAGAGAGAAAGACCAUCCAGAGAAAAUAAUUCAGGGUGAUUCUCAGAUCAGGGGUCAGCAAAAAGGGGAAGAAAGUGGUUUUGGUCAAUGUUUAGUUUGGGUCCAGUGUUCCUCUCCAAACUGUGAGAAAUGGAGGCGGCUGCGUGGGAACAUUGACCCUUCAAUUCUCCCAGAUAAUUGGUCUUGUGACCAGAAUACAGACUUGGAUUAUAAUCGCUGUGAUAUUCCUGAGGAGAUCUGGACAGGGCGUGAGAGUGAUGUGGCCUAUGCCUCCUAUGUCCCAGGAUCCAUCAUCUGGGCCAAGCAGUAUGGUUACCCCUGGUGGCCAGGCAUGGUCGAAUCUGAUCCUGACCUGGGGGAAUAUUUUCUCUUUGCUUCUCAUCUUGAUUCUCUGCCAUCUAAAUACCACGUGACAUUUUUUGGAGAAACAGUUUCUCGUGCUUGGAUCCCAGUCAACAUGCUAAAGAAUUUCCAGGAGCUGUCCCUGGAGCUAGCAGGAGUGAAAAAGUGCAGGAAUAAGGACUACAGCCAGAAAUUGGUGGCAGCCAUCAUGAUGGCUCAGAAGGCAGAACAGAUCAACAUUGGGGAGCGGGUCAACUUAUUUGGUUUCUGGAGCCGUUACGGUGGAUCUGACAGCAGUGGGAAUGGAAAAGACCUAAUACUUUCUGGGGCUAAUAGCCCAGAGUCCUACUUGGAAAAAGAAGAGGAGGAAUCAGAGAUAGAGAAGGAGAAAGAAGAGAAGAGAGAUCCAACUAUGCCUGGACCAAAGCCAACCAAAACACAUUCAAAAAAGCCCAAGGCAAGACGCAUGGCAGAUAGACAACACAGGACCCUGAAAAAGAAGAUAGUGAAGAGACCUCUGGGCAGUGAAUCCAUAGUGCCUCCUGCACCCAAAACGGGAAGGAAAGAAGGACAAAGGAAUUCUGAUCUGGACCAGCCAGGCCUUAAGAAAAAAUUUCAAGUUCCCCAAACCAAGGCCUCAGCAACCAACUUGUCUCAGGAAAAAGAAGUUAGAAUGAUGCCGAAGGGCCUGACCCCACCAGCUCAUCACGUGGCCUGUCCCUUGGAGGGGAAAGAAGGGCCUAGACCCCAGGAACCACUGACUAAGGAGGCUGAAAGUAUCCCCACUGGAGAUGAAGCUUCCAGUGACCUGGACCUGGAGCAACUCAUGGAAGAUAUUGGAGGAGAGGCCAAGGAGCAAGGGGAGCCACAGCAUGGAGAGGAUGCAGAGGGGUUCCCUGCAGCCUUCUUUGAGGAGUAGUCCUCUGCUCUUAUCCUACUAUCUCUGCAGCAGGGGAAAGAGUCUCUUGGGAGGUCCCUGAGCAGUUGAUAAUUUGGGGGUUGUUAGUUGGCUACAAGUUCAAGUCAGUUGUGCAGUUUAUGUGUUAAUA
Messenger RNA from Urocitellus parryii (Arctic ground squirrel), 2504 nucleotides. It is a transcript of the gene Zcwpw1, whose product is annotated as zinc finger CW-type and PWWP domain containing 1. The record is from RefSeq and is a predicted model, not a curated record. Gene Ontology annotation, cellular component: nucleus. Gene Ontology annotation, molecular function: zinc ion binding. NCBI's taxonomy places the organism in Eukaryota, Metazoa, Chordata, Mammalia, Rodentia, Sciuridae.